AUGUCAUUACCAAUAGAUGAAAGUCCUAUAAUAAACGAGGACAUCGAAAACGAUGUAACGAGUAGUCGGAGAUCUCUGGUUCAAACAGAAAGAGUUGAAGAAACAACAGGAUGGAUCAAAAGUCGUACUGUAUUGGGAAUAAUGGGAUUCCUUGGCUUUGCCAAUGUGUAUGCAAUGAGAGUCAAUCUCUCUGUUGCUAUAGUUGCAAUGGUAAACUCAACAGCUCCAGUACCAUCAAAUGAGACUUUAGAUGUAUGUCCAGCAUCACCAUCCAGUAAUAACUCAGUACCCACUAGACCUGGUGAUUUUAACUGGAGUGCAGAACAACAGAGCAUAAUCCUAGGAUCAUUCUUUUAUGGAUAUGUAUUAACACAGAUACCAGGAGGACGAAUAGCUGAAAUAUUUGGCGGGAAACUAGUGUAUGGUGUGGGAGUAUUAUUAACUGCCAUCUUCACAAUUUUGAGCCCCAUAGCAGCCUUUGUAGAUUUCAAAUUUUUCAUUGUGGUGCGAGUAUUGGAAGGGCUUGGUGAGGGGGUGACAUAUCCAGCCAUGAUGGCUAUGCUUGCGAGAUGGAUUCCACCGUUGGAGAGAUCUAAAUUUGCAGCUAUUGUAUAUGCAGGUUCCAAUAUUGGCACAGUAAUAUCCUUACCAAUAUCAGGGUGGUUAUGCACAUUAGAAUUCGGGGGUGGCUGGCCCCUUUGCUUCUAUUUAUUUGGAGGUCUUGGAGUGCUAUGGUUUAUCGCUUGGAUGUUUCUAAUAUAUGAUACGCCACAAAAGCAUCCAAGAAUAUGUCCCAAGGAGGUGGAAUACAUUACACAAACAAUUGGACCACAGGAUGACAAGCCGUCAAUGUCGAUACCAUGGUCUAAAUUCCUCACCUGUUUACCUCUAUGGGCUAUAUUGAUAGCGCAGUGCGGCCAAUCGUGGCUUUUCUACACUCAACUAACUGAAUUACCCACAUAUAUGAACAAUAUACUGCACUUUGAUAUUGUAUCUAAUGCAAGAUUGUCCGCUCUGCCAUAUCUGACAGCGUGGAUAGCGGGCAUAAUUAUAAGUGUCUUCGCUGACUGGCUGCUGGCCAAAGGGUGGAUAUCACGACUGAACAGUAUGAAACUAUGGAAUACAGUAGCGGCGUUCAUCCCAGCAUUCGGUUUGCUGGGCAUCGCGUGGGCGGGCUGUGACCGCAUCGCUGUCAUGUUAUUGCUCAGUAUAACUUCAGCGUUUGGAGGCGCUGUAUACGCUGGUAAUCAAAUGAACCACAUCGACCUGUCGCCGCAGUUUGCGGGCACAAUGUACGGGAUAACGAACGCCGCUAGUAACAUAUGCGGUUUCAUGGCGCCCUACGUUAUUGGACAGAUCAUUAGUUCAGACCAGCAAACACUGGGCCAGUGGCGCGAGGUGUUCUACUUAGCAGCGGCCAUUGAUCUCGGUGCAAAUUUAUUUUAUUUAUUCUUCGCAAGUACAGAGGAACAGGAUUGGUCUCGGCCAGACAGCGACGAUAUGACAGCAUCAGCUCCAGUAGAGAGUAUAUUAUUCCCCGAAUCUUAGGGGAUAAUAUGCGCGUCUGCACAAUAUGAUACCGCGGUUUGAGUAGUCCUCCGUUGCCAGAUGUUGUACGAUGACAAGACGUUUUGUUUUCGAAAUUUGAAUCUCGAAUUCUGUUUUGUCUUUCUUAACUGUCAUUUUGCCAUUUUGGUAUAUUUUUUUUAUUUCAUAUAUGCUAGUGAUCGAUUAUUUUUGGCCAUGUGAUACUUUAUGGUUAUAAUAUUGUCAUGCGAUAUUUUUAUUAAUAUCCUAUAUUCUAUUUAAUUGUAGUUUGCAAUUAACAUAUUUAAACUUGCCCUUAAUUUUAAAAUUAUACUUAUAUUAUAUCAACUUAGAUACAAUAAAUCUUUAAAAUAUUGAUUGUACGGCAACUGGCUAUUGACGACGGAUUUUAGAAGUGUACGAUUGCAGUGCAGGCACGUUUUUAGAUGAAUGUUAUAGUAAUCAUAGUGAAACAAGAGAAGUGAGCUACUUGAAUUAAACCAAUCAGGAAGCGCUGAUAUGAAAAAUGACAUUUUAUUAUCCAAUCAGAUGUACUUGUUAGCUAUAUAUUGAGACUUGUUAAUUUAUGUAGAUGAUAAAUAGUCGAUAGACUUAUAUCUCUCACACAAAUCAUAUAAUUCCUAAUUAGAUAUAAUAAUAUAUAUAAAUUCUAUGCGUGAUACGAGAUAUGAUACGAGUGUCGAAUAUAAAGUAUUUUUGGCAUGUAUAUUUUUAUAGAGAAGGUGCUAAAGUUUGUAUGAGUCAAUGUUAAAAUUAUUAGAAAUAUCAUAACAGUUAUUUAUUCGGAAUCUUCAUUACUAAUGCAUUUUCAUAAUUUUAUAGACGUUUUCGCUCUCAUAUUUAAAAAAUUCAUACCAUAAAUUUCUCAUGCCUGUAUGUUCCUAUAAUAAAUUAUUAAUGAUAUCUACUAAUUUUUAAUUCAACAAUAUAAAACUUGAAAUACUAAUAAUAAUUAAUUUAAUAGCCGUUUAUUUUUCAUAAUUCAAUUGCACUCAUAUUACCAGUGCAUGAAUCAUAGCAGUACUCCAUUGCAUGGGACAUAGCGAAGAAAUUGAUAAAAGCAUGCUUUUUAUGAAAUUUUUGACCUUCCAGUCUCACAAUUUUUUAAUGUGGAAAUAUCGUAUGAAAGGG
Molecule: messenger RNA, 2679 nt
Organism: Zerene cesonia (dogface butterfly)
Lineage: Eukaryota; Metazoa; Arthropoda; Insecta; Lepidoptera; Pieridae
Gene: MFS10
Product: putative inorganic phosphate cotransporter
Exons: 11
Coding region: 1-1548 (515 amino acids)
Biological process (GO): transmembrane transport; monoatomic anion transport
Molecular function (GO): transmembrane transporter activity
Source: RefSeq, a predicted model, not a curated record